Solanum tuberosum (potato) is the source of this 690-nucleotide messenger RNA. RefSeq lists its product as uncharacterized. The coding region runs from base 1 to 690 and encodes 229 amino acids. Lineage: Eukaryota; Viridiplantae; Streptophyta; Magnoliopsida; Solanales; Solanaceae. The record is from RefSeq and is a predicted model, not a curated record. The transcript has a single exon. Gene Ontology annotation, molecular function: nucleic acid binding; RNA-DNA hybrid ribonuclease activity.
AUGCCGACUGGGAAGUUGGCUAAAUGGCAAAUGCUUUUGAGUGAGUUUGACAUUGUAUAUGUGACUCAGAAGGCGAUAAAGGCGCAAGCCUUGGCUGAUCAUCUUGCAGAGAAUCCAGUUGAUGAAGAGUAUGAACCGCUCAAGACUUAUUUUCCCGAUGAGGAAGUUUCGUUUGUUGGUGAAGAUAUUUCUGAGGCAUACCCUGGUUGGAGAGUAUUCUUUGAUGCAGCGGCAAAUCACCAAGGGAAAGGUAUUAGAGCGGUCUUAGUGUCAGAAUCUGGUCAGCAUUAUCCUAUGGCGUCUAAACUUCGAUUUAAUUGCACGAAUAACAUGGCUGAGUAUGAAGCUUGCAUCCUCGAUUUAAAGAUGGCCAUCGACGUGAAUGUUCACGAGUUGCUGGUUAUUGGAGAUUCAGAUUUGCUGAUUCAUCAGGUCCAAGGAGAAUGGGCUGUGAAGAAUCCAAAGAUCACACCAUACGUACAGUAUAUACAGAAUUUGUGCAAAAGAUUCCGCAAGAUUGAGUUCAGACACACACCCAGGACACAGAAUGAGUUGGCCGAUGCUCUUGCCACCACUGCCUCAAUGAUCAAGCAUCCAGAUACGAGUUACAUUGAUCUAGUGGAUACAGAGGUAAAAGAGCAGCUUGUUCAUUGUUCACAUGUUGAAGCGGAACUAGAUGGUUUACCUUGA